UACUGAUUGAUUGUUACAUCAGGUCCGCGGAGAGGCGGGUAUGUAUUUGCGGAGUCUUAAAGUCUGGUUCCACUGCAGCCUUUAGGUACUCUGCAAUGACUAUGAGAUGAAGUAUAAGAACCAGGCUCCCGAAGCCACGGAUGAAACACGUUCCAAUACAAUUCAUCACGAUCUUCACAAUGCCAACCUUUGAGGAACACGAUGUUGGCUACGCCGACAACAAAAACAUUCACUAUCUCGCCGCUGGUCCAGUCAAUGGACCUCUCCUCAUAUUCGUCCAUGGCUGGCCAGCAAUUGCACUAGCAUGGAAACCUCAGCUUGAGGCAUUCAGCGCUCUAGGAUUCCGGGCCAUCGCACCGGACAUGCCCGGAUACGGCAAAUCAACAGCCCGCAAAGUCAUCGAGGACUAUUCCCAGCAGAGCAUUCUCGAAGGCCUUCUGGCACUCCUCGCACACACCGGUCGGAAGGAGGCCAUCUGGAUCGGUCACGACUGGGGUUCUCCGUGUGUUUCAACAGUUGCUGCCCAGCAUCCUGAAGUUGUCAAGGCGCUGGUGAACGUCUGCGUUCCGUAUCGCACACUCGACUUGGGACUGAACAACAUCCUGGCCUUUGUUGACCGCCAGGUCUAUCCCGAGGACCAAUAUCCCUACGGGCAAUGGGACUACAUGCGCCAUUACGAAGAGGACUUUGAGAAGAGUAUCGCCUGGUACGAGAAGGAUAUUGAGGGAAUCAACAAGGCUUUGUGGCAACCGGGCAAGCCAGUUUAUCCCCCUAAGCCCACAUUCACUGCUACAGUUAGAAAGGACGGAGGUUGGUUCGGCGGCAUCCCAAAACCUCCAUCACCGGAUCAACUCCCAGCUCCCCUCCUUGAGGGAGAUGUCUUUGAUGAGUUCACCAAAGCGAUGAAAAAGACAGGAUACUGGCCGGGAUCAGCCUACUACAUGAAUCACGAGCGUAACCACGAGUUCAACUCAAAGGCACCAAACGAUGGCAAAUUUGAGAAGCCUGCUUUACUCAUUCAUGCAGCAUUCGACUACGUUUGCGAGACCAAGACCACUCGAGUGGCCGAGCCAAUGCGCCAGGCCUGUAGCAACCUCACCGAAGUUACUGUGCAAGCUGGACAUUGGGCGAACAUGGAAAAGCCGGCUGAGACCAGCGCAGCUCUUUCUAGGUUCAUCAUUGAGGAGGUUCCUGAUUACUGGCCUGGGUUUUGGGAAAGCGGGUAUACGAAGCGCGAAAAGUCGGUGCUAUGAUUUCUUUACAAUUCAGUCACCGUAAGGCAGCAUCGCUAUAAGCUAUCCUGUUAAGGUACAUGCAAUCAAUGGAGUUGAAUAUUUUACAUUACGUUCUGAACGAGCUUGGACACCUUGGUAAUUUUAAAUUGUGGCAUGAGCUACACCUGGAUGAGCGUAAGUAGAGCACCCUAAGGAAGUAAGAGAAUCAAGAUACUAAAAGUCU
Colletotrichum phormii is the source of this 1458-nucleotide messenger RNA. RefSeq names its product Alpha/Beta hydrolase protein. Lineage: Eukaryota; Fungi; Ascomycota; Sordariomycetes; Glomerellales; Glomerellaceae. Gene Ontology annotation, molecular function: hydrolase activity. The record is from RefSeq and is a predicted model, not a curated record. The coding region runs from base 141 to 1253 and encodes 370 amino acids. The transcript has a single exon.